AUGUGGGCGUGGCUGUCCCUGCUGCUGUGGGCGUGGCUGUCCCUGCUGCUGUGGGCGUGGCUGUUCCUGCUGCUGUGGGCGUGGCUGUCCCUGCUGCUGUGGGCGUGGCUGUUCCCUGCUGCUGUGGCCGUGGCUGUUCCUGCUGAUGUGGGCGUGGCUGUCCCUGUUGCUGUGGGCGUGGCUGUCCCUGCUGCUGUGGCCGUGGCUGUUCCUGCUGAUGUGGGCGUGGCUGUCCCUGCUGCUGUGGCCGUGGCUGUUCCUGCUGAUGUGGGCGUGGCUGUCCCUGCUGCUGUGGGCGUGGCUGUCCCUGCUGCUGUGGCCGUGGCUGUCCCUGCUGCUGUGGGCGUGGCUGUUCCUGCUGCUGUGGGCGUGGCUGUCCCUGCUGCUGUGGCCGUGGCUGUUCCUGCUGAUGUGGGCGUGGCUGUCCCUGCUGCUGUGGCCGUGGCUGUCCCUGCUGCUGUGGGCGUGGCUGUCCCUGCUGCUGUGGCCGUGGCUGUUCCUGCUGAUGUGGGCGUGGCUGUCCCUGCUGCUGUGGCCGUGGCUGUCCCUGCUGCUGUGGGCGUGGCUGUCCCUGCUGCUGUGGCCGUGGCUGUUCCUGCUGAUGUGGGCGUGGCUGUCCCUGUUGCUGUGGGCGUGGCUGUCCCUGCUGCUGUGGCCGUGGCUGUUCCUGCUGAUGUGGGCGUGGCUGUCCCUGCUGCUGUGGCCGUGGCUGUCCCUGCUGCUGUGGGCGUGGCUGUCCCUGCUGCUGUGGCCGUGGCUGUUCCUGCUGAUGUGGGCGUGGCUGUCCCUGCUGCUGUGGGCGUGGCUGUCCCUGCUGCUGUGGCCGUGGCUGUCCCUGCUGCUGUGGGCGUGGCUGUCCCUGCUGCUGUGGCCGUGGCUGUUCCUGCUGAUGUGGGCGUGGCUGUCCCUGCUGCUGUGGCCGUGGCUGUCCCUGCUGAUGUGGGCGUGGCUGUUCCUGCUGAUGUGGCCGUGGCUGUUCCUGCUGAUGUGGGCGUGGCUGUCCCUGCUGCUGUGGGCGUGGCUGUCCCUGCUGCUGUGGCCGUGGCUGUCCCUGCUGCUGUGGGCGUGGCUGUCCCUGCUGCUGUGGCCGUGGCUGUUCCUGCUGAUGUGGGCGUGGCUGUCCCUGCUGCUGUGGCCGUGGCUGUCCCUGCUGCUGUGGGCGUGGCUGUCCCUGCUGCUGUGGCCGUGGCUGUUCCUGCUGAUGUGGGCGUGGCUGUCCCUGCUGCUGUGGGCGUGGCUGUCCCUGCUGCUGUGGGCGUGGCUGUUCCUGCUGAUGUGGGCGUGGCUGUCCCUGCUGCUGUGGCCGUGGCUGUUCCUGCUGAUGUGGGCGUGGCUGUCCCUGCUGCUGUGGGCGUGGCUGUCCCUGCUGCUGUGGCCGUGGCUGUUCCUGCUGAUGUGGGCGUGGCUGUCCCUGCUGCUGUGGGCGUGGCUGUCCCUGCUGCUGUGGGCGUGGCUGUGGGCGUGGCUGUUCCUGCUGCUGUGGGCGUGGCUGUUCCUGCUGCUGUGGGCGUGGCUGUCCCUGCUGCUGUGGGCGUGGCUUUGGGCGUGGCUGUUCCUGCUGCUGUGGGCGUGGCUGUUCCUGCUGCUGUGGGCGUGGCUGUGGGCGUGGCUGUUCCUGCUGCGCUGUGGGCGUGGCUGUUCCUGCUGCUGUGGGCGUGGCUGUGGGCGUGGCUGUCCCUGCUGCUGUGGGCGUGGCUGUCCCUGCUGCUGUGGGCGUGGCUGUGGGCGUGGCUGUUCCUGCUGAUGUGGGGUGGAGGAGGAUCAGGAGUGGCAGGGUGGAGGAGGAUCAGGAGUGGCAGGGUGGAGGAGAAGCAGGAGUGGCAGGGUGGAGGAGGAUCAGGAGUGGCAGGGUGGAGGAGGAGCAGGAGUGUCAAGGUGGAGGAGGAGCAGGAGUGGCAGGGUGGAGGAGGAGCGGAGUGUGCGGGCAGGAGUGGCAGGGUGGAGGAGGAUCAGGAGUGGCAGGGUAGAGGAGGAGCAGGAGCAGGAGUGGCAGGGUGGAGGAGGAGCAGGAGUGGUAGGGUGGAGGAGGAUCAGGAGUGGCAGGGUGGAGGAGGAGCAGGAGUGGCAGGGUGGAGGAGGAUCAGGAGUGGCAGGGUGGAGGAGGAGUGGAGUGUGCAGGCAGGAGUGGCAGAGUGGAGGAGGAUCAGGAGUGGCAGGGUGGAGGAGAAGCAGGAGUGGCAGGGUGGAGGAGGAUCAGGAGUGGCCGGGUGGAGGAGGAGUGGAGUGUGCGGGCAGGAGUGGCAGGGUGGAGGAGGAUCAGGAGUGGCAGGGUGGAGGAGGAGCGGAGUGGCAGGGUGGAGGAGGAUCAGGAGUGGCAGGGUGGAGGAGAAGCAGGAGUGGCAGGGUGGAGGAGGAUCAGGAGUGGCAGGGUGGAGGAGGAGCAGGAGUGUCAAGGUGGAGGAGGAGCAGGAGUGGCAGGGUGGAGGAGGAGCGGAGUGUGCGGGCAGGAGUGGCAGGGUGGAGGAGGAUCAGGAGUGGCAGGGUAGAGGAGGAGCAGGAGCAGGAGUGGCAGGGUGGAGGAGGAGCAGGAGUGGUAGGGUGGAGGAGGAUCAGGAGUGGCAGGGUGGAGGAGGAGCAGGAGUGGCAGGGUGGAGGAGGAUCAGGAGUGGCAGGGUGGAGGAGGAGUGGAGUGUGCAGGCAGGAGUGGCAGAGUGGAGGAGGAUCAGGAGUGGCAGGGUGGAGGAGAAGCAGGAGUGGCAGGGUGGAGGAGGAUCAGGAGUGGCCGGGUGGAGGAGGAGUGGAGUGUGCGGGCAGGAGUGGCAGGGUGGAGGAGGAUCAGGAGUGGCAGGGUGGAGGAGGAGCGGAGUGUGCGGGCAGGAGUGGCAGGGUGGAGGAGGAGCAGGAGUGGCAGGGUGGAGGAGGAUCAGGAGUGGCAGGGUGGAGGAGGAGUGGAGUGUGCGGGCAGGAGUGGCAGGGUGGAGGAGGAGCAGGAGUGGCAGGGUGGAGGAGGAGCAGGAGCAGGAGUGGCAGGGUGGAGGAGGAGCAGGAGUGGCAGGGUGGAGGAGGAUCAGGAGUGGCAGGGUGGAGGAGGAGUGGAGUGUGCGGGCAGGAGUGGCAGGGUGGAGGAGGAGCAGGAGUGGCAGGGUGGAGGAGCCAGUGGAGCUGUCUGAGUACGGGGGUGAAGUGGUCAGCUGUGGGGGUCCGGGUGAUGUGGUCAGCUGUGGGGGUCCGGGUGAUGUGGUCAGUUGUGGGGGUCCGGGUGAUGUGGUCAGCUGUGGGGGUCCGGGUGAUGUGGUCAGUUGUGGGGGUCCGGGUGAUGUGGUCAGCUGUGGGGGUCCGGGUGAUGUGGUCAGUUGUGGGGGUCCGGGUGAUGUGGUCAGCUGUGGGGGUCCGGGUGAUGUGGUCAGUUGUGGGGGUCCGGGUGAUGUGGGGGUGAUGUGGUCAGCUGUGGGGGUCCGGGUCAGCUGUGGGGGUCCGGGUGAUGUGGGGGUGAAGUGCGGAAAGCUGGAGUGUGCGGGCAGGAGGAGUGGCAGGGUGAGGGUGGAGGAGGAUCAGGAGUGGCAGGGUGGAAGAGGAGCAGGGUGGAGUAGGAGCAGGAGUGGCAGGGUGGAGGAGGAUCAGGAGUGGCAGGGUGGAGGAGGAGUGGAGUGUGCGGGCAGGAGUGGCAGGGUGGAGGAGGAGCAGGAGUGGCAGGGUGGAGGAGGAUCAGGAGUGGCAGGGUGGAGGAGGAGCAGGAGUGGCAGGGUGGAGGAGGAUCAGGAGUGGCAGGGUGGAGGAGGAGCAGGAGUGGCAGGGUGGAGGAGGAGCAGGAGUGGCAGGGUGGAGGAGGAUCAGGAGUGGCAGGGUGGAGGAGGAUCAGGAGUGGCAGGGUGGAGGAGGAUCAGGAGUGGCAGGGUGGAGGAGGAGCAGGAGUGGCAGGGUGGAGGAGGAUCAGGAGUGGCAGGGUGGAGGAGGAGCAGGAGUGGCAGGGUGGAGGAGGAGCAGGAGUGGCAGGGUGGAGGAGGAUCAGGAGUGGCAGGGUGGAGGAGGAGUGGAGUGUGCGGGCAGGAGUGGCAGGGUGGAGGAGGAGCAGGAGCAGGAGUGGCAGGGUGGAGGAGGAGCAGGAGUGGCAGGGUGGAGGAGGAUCAGGAGUGGCAGGGUGGAGGAGAAGCAGGAGUGGCAGGGUGGAGGAGGAUCAGGAGUAGCAGGGUGGAGGAGGAGUGGAGUGUGCGGGCAGGAGUGGCAGGGUGGAGGAGGAGCAGGAGCAGGAGUGGCAGGGUGGAGGAGGAGCAGGAGCAGGAGUGGCAGGGUGGAGGAGGAGCAGGAGUGGCAGGGUGGAGGAGGAGCGGAGUGUGCGGGCAGGAGUGGCAGGGUGGAGGAGGAUCAGGAGUGGCAGGGUGGAGGAGGAGCAGGAGCAGGGUGGCAGGAGGAGUGGAGUGUGCGGGCAGGAGUGGCAGGGUGGAGGAGGAGCAGGAGUGGCAGGGUGGAGGAGGAGCAGGAGUGGCAGGGUGGAGGAGGAUCAGGAGUGGCAGGGUGGAGGAGGAGCAGGAGUGGCAGGGUGGAGGAGGAGCAGGAGUGGCAGGGUGGAGGAGGAGCAGGAGUGGCAGGGUGGAGGAGGUCCGGGUGAUGUGGGGCUGUGGGGGUCCGGGUGAUGUGGUCAGCUGUGGGGGUCCGGGUGAUGUGGGGGUGAUGUGGUCAGUUGUGGGGGUCCGGGUCAGCUGUGGGGGUCCGGGUGAUGUGGGGGUGAUGUGGUCAGCUGUGGGGGUCCGGGUGAUGUGGGGGUGA
Molecule: messenger RNA, 4704 nt
Organism: Knipowitschia caucasica
Lineage: Eukaryota; Metazoa; Chordata; Actinopteri; Gobiiformes; Gobiidae
Source: the annotation of a GenBank genome assembly